Messenger RNA from Penicillium subrubescens, 593 nucleotides. RefSeq names its product cytidine deaminase. Gene Ontology annotation, cellular component: cytosol. The coding region runs from base 54 to 482 and encodes 142 amino acids. NCBI's taxonomy places the organism in Eukaryota, Fungi, Ascomycota, Eurotiomycetes, Eurotiales, Aspergillaceae. The transcript has 5 exons. Gene Ontology annotation, molecular function: zinc ion binding; cytidine deaminase activity. The record is from RefSeq and is a predicted model, not a curated record.
CUUUCACUCCUGCUGUACUUUCACUUCAACAGGGCCAUACCCUCUACCCAAAAAUGCCACCCAUCAACGCCCCCAUAACAGCUCAAGAGCUCUCCACGCUCUCUACAAAGGCUAUAGAUGCCAAGGCUGCUGCGUACUGUCCCUACUCAAAGUUCCGAGUCGGCGCAUGCAUUCUCACCGCAUCGGGCGAGUUCGUCGUCGGCGCUAACGUUGAGAACGUGGCUUAUCCUGUUGGAACAUGCGCUGAGCGUGUUGCGUUUGCUACUGCUAUUGUGGCCGGACAUAAAGAAUUCCGUGCUAUCGCCGUUGCAACGGACAUCACGCCCGGCGCGUCGCCGUGUGGAAUGUGUCGACAGUACAUACGCGAAUUCACUACGCCUUCAUUCCCGGUGUACAUGUAUGAUGGGGAGGGGAAGUAUACUGUCAAGACUAUGGGCGAGUUGCUGCCGGAUUCUUUCGGCCCAGAUGACUUGCCCAGGUAAGUCAGACGUGACUUACAUUGAACGGCCGGAAACCAGAAACCGGCGGUGAAGUAGAGUAGGACCCUAGCUAGUAUGGAGAGGAGAAAAAAUAAUACGCAAGUUUCUUUCAAA